AUGGUCCAGAUGAGAAUAACGGCAGCCGAACCUGGUAAGGUCAAUUUUGAACUGCCCAUCGAAAAACACCAUACGAAUCGCCUGGGAAUAUUACAUGGUGCAACGCUGGCGACGAUGGUCGACACCAGCGGUUCACUUGCCUUGGCUUCCCGAGGUCUAUAUUCUACCGGAGUCUCGACGGAUUUGAACGUUACCUAUUUAAAUGCUGGCGGAAAGAUUGGUGACCUGAUUAGAGGGGAGGUGAUAUGUGACAAAUUUGGCAAAACCCUCGCAUACACUUCAGUCAAAUUCAUGAACAAGGACAACGAGAUCGUGGCCCGAGGAAGCCACACCAAGUUUGUGGCUUUUGCGUGGAAAGACGACAAGAACAUAACAGAUGAGCUGAAGCCUGAGGUGAACGAAUCUCAGGCCAGCGAAGCGACACGAACCAGUCUAACAUAA
Molecule: messenger RNA, 441 nt
Organism: Rhinocladiella mackenziei CBS 650.93
Lineage: Eukaryota; Fungi; Ascomycota; Eurotiomycetes; Chaetothyriales; Herpotrichiellaceae
Exons: 2
Coding region: 1-441 (146 amino acids)
Molecular function (GO): fatty acyl-CoA hydrolase activity
Source: RefSeq, a predicted model, not a curated record